AUGCAGUCUGGCACAAUCCGCUUUGGCUUUACAGACCUGGUUGUGCCUUGUGGUUUUAAUUCCAAUGAGCUCGGAAGACAGGUUGCGGCCGAGUGGAUAAGAACUGUAUUUUACGAUACUAUUACUCAUGAUAAAAGCAAAGGCACUGGCGGCCUCGAUGCCUCAAUCAUGUUCGAAACACACCGCGGCGAGAACAAUGGGGCGGCCUUCAACCAUACUUUGUCCGAACUACCCGAGUUCGUUUCUCCUCGGUUCAGCGGCGCUGAUAUGCUGGCUUUGAGUCUCGUAUCAUCCGUUCCUGGCUGCGGCGGACAAAAAGUGCCCCUCCGUAUGGGUCGCAUCGACGCUGCCAGAGCGGGACAGACUGGCGUGCCAAAGCCUGAGCAUAAUCUCAAAAGUGCCAUGACAGCAUUUACGAAAGCUGGUUUUACGCAGGAGGAGAUGAUAGCUUUGGUGGCUUGCGGUCACACUCUUGGAGGCGUGCAUAGUACUGAAAACCCUCGAAUCGCAGGAGGAAAGCCGUCUCCGUCAAACAAGCCCAAUGUUGACAGUACUUCCGCUAACUUCGAUAAUGUUGUUGUAAAAGAGUAUCUUGGUAGCAGUGGCGUGAACCCACUUGUGUUUGGUCGAAAUGAGACCACGAACUCUGGUAAGCGCAUCUUUGGUUCUGACAGGAAUGUUACUAUGGCCAAAAUGAAGGACCCCAAAACUUUUCAGCGUUCCUGUGCAACUGUCUUUGAGCGUCUCAUUUACACUGUCCCUUCCGCUGUCAAGCCGAGUGCGCCCAUCGAACUCAUUGAUAUCAAGCCCUAUAUCACCAAGCUCAAACCCUCUGGGAAGCAGUCGGGCGUUACCCUGGAGGGUAGGAUUCGAGUUCGUACAAGUUAA
Molecule: messenger RNA, 888 nt
Organism: Fusarium venenatum
Lineage: Eukaryota; Fungi; Ascomycota; Sordariomycetes; Hypocreales; Nectriaceae
Product: heme peroxidase
Biological process (GO): cellular response to oxidative stress; response to reactive oxygen species; hydrogen peroxide catabolic process
Molecular function (GO): peroxidase activity; heme binding
Source: RefSeq, a predicted model, not a curated record